This is a messenger RNA of Argentina anserina (silverweed cinquefoil), 657 nucleotides long. RefSeq names its product calmodulin-like. The coding region runs from base 129 to 596 and encodes 155 amino acids. Gene Ontology annotation, molecular function: enzyme regulator activity; calcium ion binding. NCBI's taxonomy places the organism in Eukaryota, Viridiplantae, Streptophyta, Magnoliopsida, Rosales, Rosaceae. The record is from RefSeq and is a predicted model, not a curated record. The transcript has 5 exons.
UUUAACAAUUUCUCACUUGGACCCCCUAUUUAUAUCAAACAGCUGCAUGUGAAUUGUGAAGGACAUUAGGCUGCAGACCCCCUAUAGAUCCCUGCGAAAGUAGAGAAAGUUGGUUUGAAAUCAAGAGUAUGAAAGGUUUCAAUAUGGGAGAGGUUCUAAGUGAAGAACAAAUGGCUGAUUUUCAGGAAGCUUUCUGUCUCUUUGAUAAGGAUGGAGAUGGAUGCAUUACCAUCGAAGAACUUGCCACCGCGAUCAAAUCGGUGGAUCAAAAUCCGACGGCAGAAGAACUGCAGAACAUGAUAAGCGAAGUUGAUAUGGACGGCAACGGAACCAUAGAAUUUGGGGAGUUCCUCAAUGUCAUGGUGAGGAAAAUGAAGGAAAAUGACGCGGACGAAGAACUGAAAGAAGCUUUCAAAGUGUUCGAUAAGGAUCAAGAUGGCUACAUUUCACCUAAUGAGUUGAGGAAUGUGAUGAUCAAUCUGGGAGAAAGAUUGACAGAAGAAGAGGUAGAGCAAAUGAUCAGAGAAGCUGAUUUGGAUGGUGAUGGCUUAGUCAAUUAUGAAGAAUUUGUGAGAAUGAUGUUAGCUGCUUGGUGACCUAUUUAGAUAAACUAUGUAUUUAUUUUCAUGUAUUCAUCACAUUAUAAUAUUAUAUAUA